Drosophila grimshawi is the source of this 1721-nucleotide messenger RNA. RefSeq lists its product as uncharacterized. Lineage: Eukaryota; Metazoa; Arthropoda; Insecta; Diptera; Drosophilidae. The record is from RefSeq and is a predicted model, not a curated record. Bases 469 to 1593 code for a protein of 374 amino acids. The transcript has a single exon.
ACACGUCCGGUCGCACGGCUGUUCGUCUCGCUUUAUUUUACAUAAAUGUUAAUGCCGCUCACUCUUUUGCUCGAAAUGGCACGGCUAACUGCCCUACAUUAACAGAAAUGUUAAUGUUAUACUCAAAAUACCACUGGAAUGUUAAUAAGCUAUCGAUAUUCGAUCAGUGAAACAGUGCUGUCACACGCAGCAUACAAUAAAUAGUAUCGGACAACACUUGUUGCUGUGACGUCACACACACAAGCGCAGUUACGUCAAUGUAGCAAUAUGCCCAGCAAUCUGUCAAACAACCCACCACCAGCAUAACUACAACAACAACAGCCCACUGACAUUUUGUCAAUAGGUCCAUACAUACAUUUCUCAUUUUUUCACACUUGCACGAAUCGAAAAAAGAUACAAAUUUUGUUUUGCUUUUGCUGUUUUUUUACCGCCCAAUUUCGUGGGCCCAAUUUUUGAAGUUGUUUUUGAAUGAUGCUUCAUCAACCGCCGCCGAUGCCGCCGACACACAGCAUCAAAUUAAUGUCCGGAGCGGAAGAGAAUCGCCAUUACCUGCGUGCCUUCAUCCACACAUAUCGCGACAUGCCCGUGCUGUGGGACACUUCGCUGCGCGACUAUACGAACCGGGAGAAGCGAGCUGAGGCCUAUCAGCGACUGGUGCCCAUCUAUCACUACCUCAAGCGGGAUGCGACUGUCGAGGAUGUGAAGAAGAAGAUCAACACACUGCGCACCAAUUAUCGCAAGGAGCUCAAAGUGGUGGAGACCGCGAUGCGUACGGGCACCAUGCAUACACCUCGUUGCUGGACAUUUCAAGAGUUGGACUUUCUGAGGAAUACCGAAAAGUUUCUGGCCGUGAAUCCCACGUUCAAGAACGAACCAUCCUUCACGUUUAACGAGAACUCCAGCUCGUCGGCGGCCUUUAUGGAGCAGCAUGCCAGCAGCUCGUAUCCAUAUCGCAGUGUGUCGGGACAAACGCCUAACAUAACGGAAAUGUUCCACAAAUCGUUUGGGCAUGUGCAAAAGGUGGAUCCGCUGCCGCCGCCGCCACCUCCUCCGACAGGUGUAAUGCACCAGCCGCAACACUCGCAGGCGGACUACACGAAUGGGGCGAAGCGGGCGAGACAAACACCGCCAUGCAACAACAGCAGCAACAACGGCAGCAGCAGCAGCAACAACAACGUCGUCACCAAUGCACCCGCCACGAGUACAGUGAGCACUCACAACACGGACGAACUGCUCAACAUUGCGUGCGAGUAUCUCGCUGGCACCUAUCCCGAGGAGGAGUCCAUUUCACGCACCUGGACGCACAAACUGAAACGUUUGCCGCGCGAACAACGACUGCUCGCGGAGCGCUUCAUCAACGAGAUCCUCUUCGAGGCGGAGUCAAAUAAUUUGCAUCGCGGCUCGGUGCAGAUCAACAACAGCUUUGAGCCGUAUGUGCGCUUCGAGGAGCCACCGGCGUGUCACGAGGAGCAGGAUAAGUCACAAAGUCCCAGUGUGCACACCUCAUCGGAGUCGACACCAAAGCCCAGCGCCGGCGCAUCCAAUAAUCCGCUCAAUGAGCCACCAAAUGCGGCGGGCAUUCGGGAUUUCUAAAUUCGAAAAUCGAAGCUUAGCGAUUAAGUGUUAUUUGGUUUUUAUUGACUGCAGACAUGGCACACUCAAGAUACAGCUACAAGUUAAACAUUUAUUUGUAAAUAUAUAUGGAGAUAUAUAUAUAUAUA